Molecule: messenger RNA, 1310 nt
Organism: Strongylus vulgaris
Lineage: Eukaryota; Metazoa; Nematoda; Chromadorea; Rhabditida; Strongylidae
Source: the annotation of a GenBank genome assembly
AUGUUGGGUAAGGAACGUGUACAUCUACAAAUGUACGAUCAUUCAUCACUUUACACGGGAUUAUGUAUAGCCACGGGUGAGCCUGGAAAUCGUGCCGAUAUUGCAAUGAAACUCACUGAAGCGGUCUAUAGAAGAACAGAGCUGGAAACUCUCAAAGACCGCCAAGACCAACUUCUAUUAUCAGUGAUACCAGCCUAUUUGACUGAUAAAGUUAGUAAAAGCAUAAUACAGUCAAGCAGUACAGUGGCAAGAAAUAACAAUAAACAUCAUAAACUUUUCCACGACCUACAUGUGCAAGUUCACGACAAUGUCAGCAUCUUAUUCGCUGAUAUUGUGAAUUUCACGGUACUGGCUGCGCAACUAACAGCAAAGGAUCUCGUACGAACGUUGAACGAAUUGUACAGCAAAUUCGAUAAAGAUGCACAGUUGGCUGAAUUUCAGAAACUCCAGUGCAUGCGCAUUAAAUUUCUUGGAGAUUGCUACUACUGCGUGUCUGGGAUGCCAGUAAAUCGUCCAAAUCACGCUGAUAUGUGUGUGGUGAUGGGUCUCGAGAUGAUCAAGACAAUCAAGUACGCUUUUUCCCAAUUUUUUUUUCAAUCCCGAAAACAUUUAAACCCUUCAAAAAAUUUUUGGCAGAUUCGUUUGGCCACAGGAGUAGAUGUCAACAUGCGAAUUGGUGUACACACUGGAUCCGUGCUAUGUGGGAUCCUAGGUCUACGUAAAUGGCAAUUUGAUAUUUGGAGCGAUGAUGUAACUCUGGCCAAUCACAUGGAAUCUGCUGGUGUACCUGGGGCUGUACAUAUAACAAAGACCACGAAGGACAUGUUGCUUGGCGAUUAUUGCAUUGUAGAAGCAAAAUCCGAUGAUCCACAUAUCUUAGCCUAUGGUGAGCCAACAUAUCAUAUUCUUCCAGACAAGACAUCAGUUAUUGAGAGGACCGCAUCAAUCUAUAGAAACAGAAGAAGCACUGGCCUCUGCGACAGCGAUAAAACGCUCAGCCUUGCUAAUAACAAUGCUGGUAUUCAAUGUCGGCAUAGCAUGAAGGCAAAGGUCUCCAAGAUGGUGGAAUUCUGGGGAGCAGAAACGCCAUUUGCAAAUUUCAAUCGCAAGAAGUCAUCAACUUGCUUUGAGCCCGGUUUGAUAGUGGAUGAUACUCCUCGACGUCCUAACUAUAGUAAUACGAUCCAGUCAAUGACUCUCAUUGAAAACAGUCUCACUAAUUUUUCAUUGAAUAACAUUAACAACAUGUUCAACUGUCGUCAUCCGAAAAGCCAAGUGUCACCGUACUUGCUAUGGCCAUUCAGGUAGGU